Engraulis encrasicolus (European anchovy) is the source of this 3375-nucleotide messenger RNA. Its product is annotated as neuronal tyrosine-phosphorylated phosphoinositide-3-kinase adapter 1. The record is from RefSeq and is a predicted model, not a curated record. The transcript has 10 exons. Bases 1 to 3375 code for a protein of 1124 amino acids. Gene Ontology annotation, biological process: phosphatidylinositol 3-kinase/protein kinase B signal transduction; neuron projection morphogenesis. Lineage: Eukaryota; Metazoa; Chordata; Actinopteri; Clupeiformes; Engraulidae.
AUGAGCUCUGGCUCCGCCCAGGAUGUGGCGGUGGAGCAUUUCCUGCGUGACAUAGAGAGGCGUGGCCAGCGGCUCCACUGCGCUGUGAUUGGCUGUGAGGAGGAGCUUCCCCGCGGCGACAUGAACCUGCUGUACCGCAAAAGCCGAAUGGACUGGAGGAGCCGCGACCAGGACAGCGGCAAGAAGAGUUCCAGUCAUAAGGAUGCGUCCUCGGCCACGGUGGGGAAGGUGCGUGACCUGGCCUCCUUCCGCCGCCACUUCCGCAUGGGCUUCAUGACGAUGCCGGCGUCGCAGGACCUGUCGCCCCACUCCUGCGCCUCCGCCAUGGCCCCCCGCUCCCAGUCCUGCCAUGCGGUGGGCGCCGGAGAACCAGGCAGCGGAGGCAGCCUGGAGAAUGGAGCUGGAGACUAUGACGCGGAUGGCCACGGACAGCAGGCUGGCCGCUGCCCGCCCACCAAGCCCAAGCGGCACCCCAGCACCCGGCUGAGCUCCACACCGCAGGGGGAGCACCCGCCCAUACACCCUCACCCGCCUGAGGCGCCGCCACCACCACCGCUGCCCCAGCCACAGUCUGGCCAGUCGCACUCGUCUGGAAAACACGGAGACAAGAAGAAUGCCAUGAAGAAGUCCGAUUCGGGCGACAUGAGCAAGAAGGUUCCCCCACUGAAGCCCAAGCGGAGCCCCAGCACCCAGCUGUCCUUCGACCCCCCGCUGCCCCGCAUCCAUCCCCCGGCCACGCCGCUCCCCUUCCAGGCCACCGGCGACCCCUCGCCAGGCGCCGGGGGGCCCGAGGUCAUCGGAGGUGGUGGCAUCAUGGGCGACGACGAGCCCGUCUACAUCGAGAUGGUGGGCCAGGUGUUCACGCGGGAGAGCACGGCCACGCCGCACCCGCCCCAGCCCCCGCUCACGCCCUCGGCCACCACGCCCGACUCGGACUCGGACCCGGGCGAGGCCAUCUACGAGGAGAUGAAGUACCCGCUGCCCGAGGACCGCGAGGCGGCGCAGCGGCGCCUGCAGAUGCGGCACCACGAGCGGCACCAAGAGCGGCUCAAGGCCUCGAAAAGCGGCGGCGGUAGUGGCGGUGGCGGGUACCACCAUCAUCACCACCCGCAUCACCACCACCACCCGCACCAUCCGCACCACCACAGCUCGUCCUCCUCCUCGCCCCUGCCUCGCCCCUCCUCCUCCUCCCCCUCGUGCGCUGCCUCGUCGUCCUCCUCCUCCUCCAAGCCCAAGACGGCCGUGUCCAUCUCCCACUCGUCUCCUUUGCCCUGCUCGACGUCCUCUUCGGCCUCCUCCACCCCCGUGCCGUUAUCCUCCAGCCCGCACCCGCCGCGCGCACCCACACCUUUCCUCCUGCAGGGCGGCGCCAAAUCGGAGCAGGACUCCGGCGGCGGCGUCAGCAGCGCCACCAAGAUCCCGGCGCCCUUCCCCAACCUGCUCCAGCACAAGCCCCCUCUGCUGGCCUUCCCCCAGCCCGCCGCAGCCUCCAGCGGGGUCGCGGCCCACAAGGGCACCUCCUCCUCCACCUCUGCCUCCACCAGCACCACGGCUGCCUCCUCCUCCUCGGGCUCCAAGGGCGCCCGGGAGUCCUCCUCCUCCGGGAGCGGAGCCCCAUCCAGCUUGCCGCCCUCCUCCAAGGACUCCUCGUCCUCCUCCUCCAAGGACGACAAGUCGCGGGGGGAGCUGGGCCCGGCGCCGGGGCUGAGGGCGCGGAGUCACUCCACCCCGCUGCCACCGUCCUCCAAGUCCUCCUCGCCCUACUCGCACCACCACCAUCACCACCACCACCAUCACCCGCAUCACCGGCCCUCGCACUACCACCAGUACCGCAAGCACGACAAGGAGAAGGGGGAGAGGGACGGCAGGGAGAAGGACAAGUGCUCGGGGUCCUCUUCGACGGGCACCUCCACCUCAGCGGCCACUGCCUCCUCCUCCUCCAUGACCGGGGGCUCCUCCUCACAGGGCACCUCCACGCAGGGCAAGGAGGGCAAGUCCGUCAGCUUCCUGCUCAAGUCGGACAAGUCGGAGCGGGAGCGCGACCGAGAUCGAGACAGGGACAGGGACAGAGAGAGUCACAGGGACAGAGAGAGCCACAGGGACAGAGAGAGCCACAGUCACAGGGACAGGGAUUCGGGUCCCUCCAGCCUGCCAGACCCAUGCACCACCUCCAGCAACCCCUCCCCUGCUCCCCCCUCCUCGUCUACCUCCGCCUCUGCUUCGUCGUCGUCGUCCUCCCAGCAGCGGCCGCACUCGCGGCCACACAUGCACCGCUCCCACACACCCCACGGCCACUCGCACGGCGGCCUGCCCGCCUACAAGCCUCCGCCUGCCGACAGCCCGCUGCUCUGGACGUACCCCUCCGUGGGCUUCCGGAAGCCCCCUGCCUACGACAGCCUCCGUGGGGGUGGUGGAGGAUCGCAUAUGCCCUCUCUACAUCAUGAGUCGGGUUCGAAAGGUGGUGGCGGUGGAGGUGGAGGGAGUGGGCCUUCGUCGUUGCAAGGUGGCAAGGCGGGUUUCGUGCCCUGGGACGGGAGCGGAGGCUUCGGAUUGCCGGACGACGUUCCCUAUUGGCCCAUGCACAGGAAGCUGUCAUUCAGCCACGGCAGCCGGGAGACAGAGAAAGACGGCAUGUGGAACGGCAGCGCAGAUGGUCUUCUGAGGCGGGAGAAGGACGACCUGGUGCUGGGGUUGCGCGGGGGUCACUCGGGCAUCCCCGUGCGCGCCCCCGGCCGGCCCUUUGGCCACAGCGAGAGCCUGGCGGGGGCCGACGGGCCUCCCGGCUUCAGGGCACUCAGCAGAGGAGGAGGGGUGCCCUUGCCCUGCCAGACCUUCCCCGCCUGUCGCAACGGAGAGCUGGCGCGGCUGGGCAGGUCGUCCUCUACGUCUGGCGUGAGGCAGGUGGGGGGAGGGGACGUCCACAGGCAGAGCAGCCUCCCCGCCAAGGAUGCCCUCAGCCAGGUGAGAAUACAGGCCCCCGUCCCGGGCCAAGGCUCCUGCAGCCCCUCCCUGACCCGCCACCAGCAGCAGCAGCUCCAGCAGCAGCUCCAGCAGCACCACCUGCAGCUCCAGUUCCAGCACCUGGCUCAGCUGGCGCAGGGACAACCUCCGGCCACCGGGGGCAGUAGGGAUAGUGCCGCCACCACCACUCCGGGCGGUAUCGCGGCACAGCGCGACGGCAAGCUCCUGGAGGUGAUCGAGAGGAAGCGCUGCUUGUGCAAGGAGAUCAAGGCCCACCGGCGGCCCGACAAGAGCCUGUGCAAGCAGGACAGCAUGCCCAUCCUGCCCAGCUGGCGACGGACCCCCGAGCCCCGUAAGACGGGCACGCCGCCCUGCCAACGGCCGCAGGCUGUGGUGUGGGACACGGCCAUUUGA